UGACUGUUUUCAACUUUGUGCGUGUAUAUCUGUGUUUAUGUGGUGUUUAUGAUUGUGAGUUUGUAAAUAAAGUGUAGUGAAAUGAGUGCAGAUACAGAUGAAUCAAAUUCUGCUGAUGCGAUAAUUUUUAAACGUAAACGUAGAAAACCUUUAAGAAAACGCAACGAUGAGGAAAUGGACUCCAAUGAAAGUGAGGAAGAGGAAGAUACAAGGAAAAAAUUAGAAGAAAUGAAGACACUCCAAAAGCUUCGUCAGAGGCAAAAUGGUGUCAGCUUGGUCAGCUUAGCCCUUGGAAAGAAGGUUACAUUACAAGAAGAGACGUCUGUGACGGAUCCAUUUAAAGUGAAGACUGGUGGCAUGGUGGAUAUGCAAGCCCUUAAAAGUGGAAAAGUAAAACGUGUUGAUGAUGCCUAUGACACAGGAAUUGGAACGCAGUUCUCAGCAGAGACAAAUAAAAGGGAUGAGGAUGAAGAAAUGAUGAAAUAUAUUGAAGAACAGUUAUCUAAGAGAAAAGGGAAAGUAAAGACAGAAGAAGGAGGUGGAGAGUCUUCUGAUCAAAAGUAUUGCUCUCCAGAGGAAUCUGCACUACUUGCUGUGCCAGAACAUCUCCGUGCCUCAUCAACACAUCGAUCAGAAGAAAUGCUUUCCAAUCAAAUGCUUAGUGGCAUUCCUGAAGUGGACCUUGGCAUUGAUGCAAAAAUACGUAACAUUGAAGCUACUGAAGAAGCAAAGCUAAAGCUACUUUGGGAACGCCACAGCAAGAAGGAUGCUCCCUCGCAGUUUGUUCCAACCAAUAUGGCUGUUAACUUUGUUCAGCAUAACAGAUUUAAUAUUGAAGAUCCAGAACCACCUAGGAGAAGAGAUAAACAUGUAGAAGAAAAGAAGAAGGCUGUUGUUGUGGGAUUAAACCCAGAAGAGAGGGGCAAACGACAACGGGACAAUGCUGAAAAGGCAACAGAUGAUUAUCAUUAUGAACGAUUUAAAAAACAAUUUAGGCGUUAUUAGUAUGUGUACUGAGAACCUCUAGCUGAUUUAAUAUUGUCUUGAAGUAAGUUUUGACAUGUUAAAAUAUUUAAAAUGAUGACACUACAACCAAGCGUGAGAAAAGGAGAUUAAAACUAUUAUAACAGCAGCGGACACACUUAGCAGUUCACACAGAAUCCAGUAAUAUAUGUUUAAUUUUGUAAAAUAACUUUGUUUAUAUAAAAUAAAAACUCUUUCCCUUUUUAAGUAAAUGAAAGCUUUCGUCUUGUUGACUGAUAAGAUGGUUACUUGUUGGUUACCAUUCUGUUGUUUAUUGCAUGACAUUUCAGAAUAAUUUCUAUUAUAAUCAGUACAUCUCAUCAUCUUUCAGAUUCAUUUCUUAAACAUUUUUUCUAAGUGCUUUAUGGCAGAUGGGUAGAUCAUUGCCUCUACACCAGCAGGAAUUGUUCAUCUGUGGAAAAUUGGUUCAGUUUCAGCAUAAUUCUAAGUUGUGGCAACAAAGCAAAAUCAUAUGGGCUAAAAUCAUAGAUAUAAGGUAGUAUCUUGUUGUAGUUGACUAGUGACAUAAAUUUUUAUCAGUGUGCCAAGAAAUUAUUGGAAGAAAAGAACACGCUAUUGGAUCUCAGUCAUGGAUGGACGGUUGUAAGGACCUGUUUAAUUAGGAGCAGGCAUUGUUCCUCAUACCACUUCCCAUUUUUGAGAGAUUGAAUCCUCUUCACUUAUGAAGUAGAAAACUGAUUUUUUGUCUUUUUGAGGAACAGGGGUUUUCAGACUGUGAUAACACAUGAUACACACUACUCUUCUUUAGGGAUGGGGAAAAACUGACCAGUUAAAACCAAUGCCAGUAUUUUAGUUCUGAAUAACCAUUAUUUUUUAUAUUUGUUUGGUCUCAGUUAUAACAGGUGUUUUUUAUAUUCUGCUAAUAAGUGAUUAAAAAAAAUAUCAAUUACAGUUUGAGUCACGACUGAUGGUGGUCGAGUUUAGACUUGUUCUGCGCAUCUAUGCCAUGCUUUCUUUGACAACCAAUGAGCAGUCAGUAGUGUUCUCAGCACCCUGCUGUGAAUGUCAUAGCCAUUGCGGGCAUUAAACGUGAUUGUAGUGAGUAUAUCAUGGUGCUUCCAUUAAACACAUUCCGAUA
This is a messenger RNA of Schistocerca nitens (vagrant locust), 2122 nucleotides long. RefSeq names its product telomere length and silencing protein 1 homolog. Bases 82 to 1005 code for a protein of 307 amino acids. Gene Ontology annotation, biological process: mRNA splicing, via spliceosome. The record is from RefSeq and is a predicted model, not a curated record. The transcript has 6 exons. NCBI's taxonomy places the organism in Eukaryota, Metazoa, Arthropoda, Insecta, Orthoptera, Acrididae. Gene Ontology annotation, cellular component: spliceosomal complex.